Molecule: messenger RNA, 3364 nt
Organism: Salmo salar (Atlantic salmon)
Lineage: Eukaryota; Metazoa; Chordata; Actinopteri; Salmoniformes; Salmonidae
Gene: adpgk
Product: ADP dependent glucokinase
Biological process (GO): glucose metabolic process
Cellular component (GO): endoplasmic reticulum
Molecular function (GO): ADP-specific glucokinase activity
Source: RefSeq, a predicted model, not a curated record
UCAAAAACCAAAGUUGCACCCCUGGUGGAUGGUGUAUAGGUGCAGGGUUAGAUGGUAGUGCAAUGUAAGUUUUCCCAUUCCCCCUUAUUUGUUGGUUUCGUCACAAUGUGGAAUUCACAUUCAGAACUGAGAAAUGCAGCAAUAUUCCAAAAAGCGUCUGCCGGAAAUUCACAAGAAGCUGAAACAAGGGUGGUUUAACUUACCCCACUCUCCCCUACUGCUCUGCCCUUGAGUUCAGACGUGGCGCCGGGUCUGAACUGUCUUUAUACCUCAGAGGUCUGAACACCAAGUUCCAGGACAUCAUCAUCUACACUACAGACAGACCCUAAUUUCAACCCAACUUAUCCUGAAGUCUGAGAAAACAUGUGGCGGAAGGCUGCGGGAGCUGCCCUGUUGGCCUUGGCCAUUGGAUACUUCUACCACACCAACCCUGAGCUGCCUGAACAAGUUCUCCAGUACUUGUCCCUGCCUCAUCCAUCCACUCAGGGCGACCCAACCUUGGAGCAGGUUAUCUCCACUGCCUGGGAGACCCUAAUAACUGCCCCCGCCAGUCAGUGGGGCAGAGUGGCAGUAGGGGUGAAUGCAUGUGUGGAUGUUGUGGUGUCGGGGAUAGGGCUGCUACAGGCUUUGGCUGUGGAUCCUGGGAUGGGCCGUGACCAUGAAGUGUUACACUCUAAAGAGGACCUGAAAGAGGCUUUCAUCCACUACAUGGAGAGGGGGACCGCGGCGGAGCGUUUCUUCACAGACAAAGAGGUCUUCCAGAGGAUUGCACGGGCCGCUGCAGAGUACCCUGGUGCUCAGCUAUAUGUUGGAGGAAAUGCUGCUCUCAUUGGACAGAAACUUGCCACAUACCCUCAGCUUAUGGUUCUGCUAUGUGGACCUGUUGGGCCUAAACUACACGAGAUGCUGGACGAGCAAAUCGUUGUCCCCCCCGAGUCCUUGCAGGAGACUGAUGAAUAUCACCUAAUUCUGGAGUACAAAGCAGGGGAGCAGUGGGGUGCGACACGGGCUCCCCAAGCCAACCGCUUCAUCUUCUCCCAUGACGUGUCCAAUGGGGAGAUGAGAGCACUGGAGAUGUUCGUGGCCAGCCUGGAUGAGUUCCAGCCAGACCUGGUGGUCCUGUCCGGUCUGCACAUGAUGGAGGGCCAGGGGAGGCAGAUGUGGGAGCAAAGGCUCAAAGAGGCAGUGGCGGCCAUUUCUGACGUCCGCAACGCGGUCCCCGUCCACCUGGAGUUGGCAAGCAUGACUGACAAAGACUACAUGAACAGCAUCAUGCAAGAGCAGGUCAUGCCCAUAGUGACAUCCAUUGGGCUGAAUGAGCAGGAGCUACUUUUCCUCUCCCAGGCCGGCACAGGGCCUCACGCUGAGCUGGCCUCCUGGGGGGGCAUACCGGAUGUAGGCCGAGUCAGUGACAUCCUCCUGUGGGUCCUUGAGCAGCAUGGACGCAGUGACCCCGAGUCGGAGGCUGACCUCACGCGUAUCCACUUUCACACUCUGGCGUACCAUGUCCUUGCCACUGUGGACGGGCACUGGGCCAACCAGGUGGCCGCCGUGGCAGCAGGGGCCCGUGUGGCCAGCAUCCAGGCCUGCGGCCUCCAAAGCAUAGAUGCCAGUAAGGUGGUCCUUAGAGCUCCGCUGGAGUUCCACAGUUCCCAUGGCGAACCUAGAGAGAAGUUGUCCCUGAACCCAACUGAGCCUGUCACUGUUUGGCACCGUGGCAACGUGACCUUUCACCUUGCACCCGUGCUGGUCUGCAAGCAGCCACUCCGGACAGUAGGGCUGGGGGACGCCAUCUCAGCAGAGGGGCUCGUAUACUCUGAGCUCAGGCCACAGCUGCCAUUUUUGUGAGGUCCUUUUUUGUUGCACUCUUGUUCUUUUAUUGUAUGGUGGUGUGCACCAUAUCUCCCCAACCCCAACCAACCAGUGAUGUCUUUACCUGUACUGUAGCUUUUUCUUGGGUUGAAAUUCUGAUCCUUGGUUAGCUAAGUAUUUUGCACUGGGCACAGUUUAAGCCAUUUCUGUAACUCCAAGGAGUUGUGCUGGGUUACCUCUGAUUUCAUUUGCCUUGUGAAAAUUCAAUGUAAAUGUUUGUGUACAAAGACAAUGCCAAAGCUGCUUGUCAGUUUGGUUUGGGGGGGGGAAUGGAAAAACAUUCAGCGAUAUGGUCUCCAUAAGUAGCGGUGCGAUUUCAGACAGAGUUUGAGCUUUCAUGCAGCACAAUAGAGGAGCAAACUCCUGUGCACAUAUGCAGAUACUAAACAGUGCCAAUGAGUUCAGCCUCUUGCAUCAUACACUUUUGGAAGUUUAUUUUCACAUCAUCUCGCUGAGUCUUAGUUCAAUUUCCUUCAAUAAUCUUUUCUUGUUGACCCUGUUCAGAACAAGCUCCCUCAUCCAAGCACUAUAGUUGGGGAAAGUGGGGUAAGUUGAGCCAAGUGGUUAGUUGAGCCACCCCUUGUUGCUAGGAAACUAUACAUUUUGUGUAUCAUGUGACCAAAUAUUUAGGAAGAGGUCAUCAUUUCAUGGAGUCUGUGAAGGAAGAAACCACAUGGGAAAAGUGGUCCAAAGGGUAAAAAAAAAAAAAAAAAAGAUUUUCAGUCAAGUUAAUUUCUGUUAUAGGUUUCAUGUUUGUAUCUAAACCAAAGUAGAUUGUUUUAUACAUCAGUUGCCGUUUCUAUAAGCUGCAAUAUGAGGUCCUAAACCUAGCAUUAAAGUGCAUUCUUGUAGCUACAGUAUAUGGGCUAAUAUAGUCAGUGUUUGCCUCAAGGUAAAUUGAACCAAUCACUACCAUACCCCAUACAAAUAAUGAUUAUUUUGUUAGUUUUAUGCACAAUAUUUUAGCAAUGUGUCAUGCAUAUGAACUCGAGUAGUGUAUUUUUGUUACAGCGCAGACAUCAUGCCACGUGUAUAAGAACGUAAAACAAGCAGGGGUCUACACCCCCCCCCUUCAGGUUCUUGAGAGCAGCCAAGGAAGGGAAGAAGUCCAUUCAAGCAGCAGCAGCAAUGGAUGAAAGAAAUGUACAGAAUGACACUGAAGCAGUACUAUAACAUUUUUAUGCGAGUAAAAUACAUGUUGGAUACUUUUUUUCUUGACAGUCCUGAUGGAAAACCACAUUUCUUGGUAGACUUUCCAAAUGUCGACAAAACAAAAUAUGCUAGACAAGGUGGGAUCUUUUUGUGUCUAUAAAAUGUGUUAUGUGAGAAAUGGUGGUGGAAAAGCUUUUAUACGCAAAUAUUGAUAUAACUAUCAAUAACCACCAGGCAUACACAAGGCUCAUUCCUCUGCACAGGUGUUGCUGCUGCCUGGCAGAUCUGGAUAGGUAUUAUAUACACUGCUCAAAAAAAUAAAGGGAACACUUAAACAACA